Hypomesus transpacificus is the source of this 1167-nucleotide messenger RNA. It is a transcript of the gene rheb, whose product is annotated as Ras homolog, mTORC1 binding. Gene Ontology annotation, cellular component: plasma membrane. Gene Ontology annotation, biological process: small GTPase-mediated signal transduction. Lineage: Eukaryota; Metazoa; Chordata; Actinopteri; Osmeriformes; Osmeridae. Gene Ontology annotation, molecular function: GTP binding; GTPase activity; GDP binding. The record is from RefSeq and is a predicted model, not a curated record. Bases 240 to 794 code for a protein of 184 amino acids. The transcript has 8 exons.
GCCCAUUGAUGAAUUAUUCAGAUAGUUUUGCUUUGGGGAGUGACGCAGAGAAUGCAGAGUACUUUUUCGUUAAAUUUUUGUAUUUAAACAAAUCAACCAAACAAAUAAUUGUACAAACUGUCAACGAAAACCGUAGUUCCCAGCGUGGAACUUGAAACCUGUACUUUUCGGUCGGUCAGCGUCACCCAUCGUAAAGGGCUUCCUUAUGCCGAUUCAUGUGGUGUAGCUGCUAGGAAAAGAUGCCGCAGCUGAAAUCCAGAAAGAUAGCCAUUCUGGGAUACAGAUCCGUGGGGAAGUCUUCUCUGACCAUUCAGUUUGUGGAAGGACAGUUUGUAGAUGCCUAUGAUCCCACAAUUGAGAACACGUUUACCAAGAUGAUCAGUGUGAACGGACAGGACUACCAUCUCCAGCUGGUCGACACAGCAGGGCAGGAUGAAUACUCCAUAUUUCCUCAGACCUACUCAAUAGACAUCAAUGGAUACAUCCUAAUAUACUCUGUCACAUCUCACAAGAGCUUUGAAGUGGUCAAGGUCAUCCAUGAGAAGCUACUGGAUAUGGUGGGAAAUAUACAAGUUCCUAUCAUGCUGGUGGGAAACAAGAAAGACCUACACAUGGAAAGGGUAAUCAGCUGUGAGGAGGGGAAGGCUCUGGCAGAGUCAUGGAACGCUGCCUUCAUGGAGUCCUCAGCCAAGGAGAACCAGACGGCGGUGGAGGUGUUUAAGAGGACCAUCGUGGAGAUGGAGAAGAUGGAGGGAGGAGCACCGCAGGGUCGGACAUCCUGCUCCGUGAUGUAGACCUGACCUCUGACCACUAAGGCCUCUAACCCACUCCCGGACUCUCUAUCCCCCCCCCUCCUGUCUUCCAGACACUGGGUCAUCCCUGUACUUGAACUGACUGGCUGCCUGCCAUAUUCCUUCUGUCAAAAAUGAUAAAAGAAAGAAAAGAACUUUGUUUUUCAUUUUUAAACAAUGUAUAAAAAAAAAACAUGAAUAUAUUUGUUGUAAUUGUUUUCCAUUCUCCAGUCUGUUGUUUUUGGGGGGAGAGGGGGGGGGGCACUACUAUGGCACUACUAACCUCAGCAGUGCGCCUUACCCUGUCCCUACCCUUCACAGUAGAACCUUCCAUUUUACUUUACUACUGUUUUCAUUAAAGGAGCUUAUUGUUUCA